Molecule: messenger RNA, 4191 nt
Organism: Penicillium soppii
Lineage: Eukaryota; Fungi; Ascomycota; Eurotiomycetes; Eurotiales; Aspergillaceae
Product: Mtc5p
Exons: 3
Coding region: 1-4191 (1396 amino acids)
Molecular function (GO): protein binding
Source: RefSeq, a predicted model, not a curated record
AUGUCGAGCUCUAUGGGAGCGAGGCCCCUCGCGUCGGCUAUGGAUAGCCCGACAUUUGAAGAGGACAGUUCUUUCCAUGUAGAACAACCAGUGGGCUCUAUGUCAAUAUCCCCCUGCGGACGAGAUGUCGUUCUUGCAUCCAAAGAGGGUCUACAUGUCAUUGAUCUGGAUUCACCUUAUUCCCCGCCACGGUAUCUUCCUCACCACACACCAUGGGAGGUUGCCGAUGUACAGUGGUCGCCAUUUGCCGCGCGUGACCAAUGGGUUGUCAGUACAUCUAACCAGAAAGCGUUGGUAUGGAACUUGGCUAUGAAGACAUGGCAAAACUCCAUUGAAAUUGUGCUCCACGCCCAUUCACGCGCAAUUACCGAUAUCAAUUUCUCAGCAUUUCAUCCGGAUCUUCUCGCCACGUGCUCUGUGGACAGCUUUGUGCACUGCUGGGAUUUGCGCGCUCCGGCGCGGCCGGCUGUAUCAUUCUCGGAUUGGUUCACUGGUGCGACCCAGGUCAAAUGGAACCGACAAGAUCCCCACGUUAUCGCGAGUUCUCAUGACCGGUUUCUCCGGAUUUGGGAUGACCGUAUGGGUGCAUACCCGAUCAAGUCUAUCGAAGCCCACAGCACGAAGAUUUACGGCGUUGACUGGAAUCGUGUCCGACGCGGUGCAUUGGUCACUUGCUCUCUAGAUAGAACCGUCAAGUUCUGGGACUACACUACCGAAUCCGAUGUUCCAGAGAAACAGAUUCGAACCCCAUUCCCCGUAUGGCGGGCACGGAAUACGCCCUUCGGAUGGGGCGUACUGGCAAUGCCGCAGAGAGGCAACAAUGAUCUCCACCUUUACAGCCGGCGAGCUGAGGAGGGCUCGAGCCCGGAUGACGAUCUGCCUUUGGUGCAUAGUUUCCCAGGACACAAGGGACAAGUCAAAGAGUUCCUCUGGAGACCGCGCGGAGGAGUUGCAGACGGAAUUGACCACCGCGAGUACCAGCUCGUGACUUGGGGAACAGACAGGGAACUUCGACUUCACAGAGUCAACCCCGAGAUUCUCCAGCGUGUUGGGUACGAGAAGGGCAAGUCCUUUAUCUCCACACGAGGUGUGACACGGCUUGGUGCUGUGUAUCGGAGUUUCCGUGAUGUCAAUUCAGAUCUGGAAAUUGAUGACAUUGACACGGCUUCCUCAGUUGGGGCCCAGAACCAGAACACUGCAACGGGUACCGGAAUGAACGCUAUCACUGUUCCUCAUGCUCGUGGCUGGAUUAAAGGAGGCCACGUCGAUCGAGUUGGGAUGCAACCGAGGGCCAAUCUGAGAGCUGAUACCAAUCCAAUUGCUUGGAUGCGAGGCGUGAAGAUCUCGGGUUGGGAUAUUGAGACCCUGGGAGAUGAAAUUAGCCAUGUCGGCGAGAAGUUCACCAAGGUUGCCUUUGAUUCGGUUGAUGUUCGCCAAAGAAAAAUUACCAUUUCUCUCAAUGGACCCUGGGGUGCCAACGGCGCCUCAUUGUUCCUUAAAGUGGACAUUAAAUUCCCGGUCAGCUACCCUAAAUCUGCGAUUCCUACAUUCGCAUUCCAAAAGACAGCAGCCGUCACCGAUGAGUGGGCUGCCAAGACCACCGCCGAGUUGCGGACAAUCGCUGAAACAUACAUGUCCCGAAGUCGGGGUUGCCUGGAGGGCGCUGUUCGCUACCUCUUGGGAGAGAGCAGCUUGGAGGAAAGCAUUGCAUGGAUUCUUGGGGAGACUGGCGACAAUCUCAAGUCCCCUGUCAAUGGUGAGCUGGAAGGGGAAUCUAGCGACGAAGACGAAGUCGGCAUGACCCAGAGCCAAGAGCUAGGGAUGAGUUCUGAGCUCCUCCGCCCGGUCAAUGCCAAUGUUAUGGUCCCCGUGGCCAAGGCAUGCGGAGCUUUAUGGGCAAAUGAUGGCCGUCUCAUAUGCUUCUUUCCACCAAAACCGAAGAAAGACAAAUCAGCGGAAUUGUUUGAGAACAUGGGCUUCAGAGAGAUGACCAGAUGGUCCCGAGGCGACAAGGUUUUUGAAGGCUUUGGCCGCCUACAAACCAACUCUCCUGGCCCACGCGGCAAGGGCACAAUAACCAGCACAGAAGAUGGGGCCUCGUCUGAUUCAGAUGAAUCUUACUCGGACACCUCAAGCUCGUCAGGCUCGUCGGACAUUCUUUCUGGGCUACCGACGCGUUUCCCUGCACCUCAAACGUGGCGCAGUGCCGGCAGCUAUGGACUCCACCGCCCAAGAUCAACGGAUAAUUCCCAGCGAUCAACUGGAGGUGUUGGAACUGUCAAAUCCGAAGCCCCGCAAAAUAUCGUAUCUAUCCACAAUUUGAGUGAUAUGCUGCCAGUCAAGCGGGAGUUGGCUUCUAACUACCGCAUCUGUGGUAAAGGUACAGAUGUAUGUGCCCAUAACGCCGCUGUUGCCCUUGAUGCUGGCUGUUAUGAAUUGGCCCAAAUCUGGGGUCUGAUUAAGUUGGUUUUACAUGUUAGAAAGAACCCCGGGACCUUGCCCGAGUCAGACUUGCUGCAAAGACGCAUGCAGAGAAAAGGUGGCAGGAUUGGUGGCCUUGGAAGAGAUGGGAUGUAUAGAGACAUGGGUGGUAGUAUAAUUCGCUGGGGGGACCACCCUCUUGGUAGCCAUUGGCUUAUACCUGCUCUUUUUGAGCAUUUUGAGCGCAUCGGAGACGUACAAAUGGUAGCGAUGCUUUCUUGUGUGCUUCUCGAAGCCAAUCAAGAAGGGGCCUUGGAGAACCAACCAGUUAAGAAAAAGCCCGGGAAACAAGAAUUCUCAUUGGAUUUUUCUUCAGGCACACCGGCGAUUCAAAGCAAGCCGCUGGCAGUGACAUCUGCUCCGUCUGUCCCGAAAGAGGUUCAGACCAUGUCCACUGCCCAAACAUCAGCACGGUCGUCCAGUGAAAUCUGGCGCCUCGAUUCUACUCCUCCACAUUCCACAGGCACUACGCCUCCAUUCAUGUCCCGUCCACGGGGCAUCGCUGCUGACCGAAAGUCUCUGAGCCACAAUGUCUCCAUGACUGCGUCGCCCGACCAGCAGUCACAGCCACGGAGUGGAUCCGGAUUUGGGUCGGUGUUGGCAUCGUCAUUGUCUCGUUCGUUUACCUUCGGGCCGUCUUCGGCAUCACCGCCGAUGACUAGGAUGGACAAGAAGAAGCAAACGCCCCAGGAUAGCCCGAGCGUGGCUACCGGGCAAGCAUCGCAAGUCCAAUCCGACACUGAAAGUGACCAUGCACCCGAACCUGCACCACCACCUGCAAGAUUCAAGGUCACAUUCAAGAAUCAGAGUGCAUUCAAGAGCGACGAGCCAGCGCAAGAUCCCCUUCUUGAUCGCAAUAAAGAAUGGCUGUAUCGGUCAUAUCGCGCUGCAUAUGCUGACUUACUGGCAAUUUGGGAUCUUCCCGUCCAGCAAAGCGAAGUCAUGAAGAUUGGAGCCGUGGCUAACCGAGUGGACGACAUGAACUCAAGCCAUUACUGGAACAGCACCAGCACCAGCACCAAUGACACUUCUCUCAAAGGUCCACAGCCAGACUCCACCCCCAGGCCCUGGACUUCCAGCGCCAUUGCGCCAGCUGCGGCCAUGCCCUGCAGCUAUCCAUCUUCAACAAACACCCCGUGGCACCAGACACCUCCUCCAAGCGACAUCGGCGCAAGUCGUCCGGCCGGCGCUGCCCCAACUGCAAACCCCGACAAGCCCUCCCAACCAAACUCCCCUGCGUCAUCUGCGGCGAGCUGUUUCGACUGCCACCAGCUCUGGUUCCUGCGACCACCAGACUCCUUCAACAUCCCACCAGACCACCCAGACCAGACAAAGGCCCUCCCAACUUGCCCGACCGGAUGCGGCUGUCAAUGCUCCGAUCACAUCGCCGUCGAUGUCCCAAUGCCUUCAUGGGAAACUGCACCUCCAAGUCCUAGGUCAUCGCCACCAGCUCCCCAUCCCGCAAUUGCGCAGGCGAAAAGUUCUCGUCGACAGUCUGAGCCUUUUGGUCUCGGCCCCGGCCGUAAGCAGUCGUUACAACCUAAGGGCCUUGCCCAGGUCGAAGACGACUUGGACGUGUGGCAGGACUCGUCGCCGUUUGCUUCCUUGGCUAGGGGUCUUGGGGGUGGGCUGAGUCGUGGGCUGCGGACUAAAGAUGAGCGCAAGAAGAAUAAACCUGGUGUUGUGGCUCUCAAUGUGAAGAAAUCUUGA